AUGGAAGGGGAAAAUGAAAUUAAAAUAAGAUUAAUUGAUAGAUAUGAUUCUUAUAGUGAAGAUUAUAAUUUAACAAUACAAUAUUAUAAUGUUGCCCCACCUCAAAUUAUUGAUGCACGCAUGACAAAAGAUGUAUAUCAAAAAUCUGAAAUACCACAAAUAAAAUUGAUAAUUAGAGAUGCUAGUACAUCAGAAAGAAUUAGUAUAUUUUUGAGAAUUGAUGACCAAGAUGAAUAUGAAGAGUACGCAUUUAUAACAGGUUCGACAACAGAUACAUAUUAUGAGGAUGUUCAUAUUUAUCGACUCAAGGGUGAACAAGGAAUGCACAAUGUACAAAUAAGAGUUUUUGAUACUGUAUUCAAUGCGACAACCGAUAAUCUUUCAUUUAGAAUCAAUGCGGAGCCUGCAAUUGUCGUUACAAGUUCAAUGGGAUCUUAUGAAUCUGGUGAAAGUUACUCAAUUUGGUGUCAAUUAAUGAACUUUGAAAUAGGAACACAUCCAACAGUUACAUAUAGAUUCCUAUCUGAUGAAAAUAUUUCUUUGAAUCAAGAACUUGAGAUUGGAUGGGAGUCCAAUUCUGAUUCUUUUUAUAUUUAUAUAAGGGCACCCAAUGAGACAAAUACAUUCUAUCUAUAUAUUUAUGCAUUUAAUGAGACAGGUUCCCUAAUCACCAGCAUUGCAUACCCAAUCAAAACCAAAAUGGCACUUAAAUUAAUCAAUGCUCAGCCCACUUUAAGUAGAUUUUUAGUCCCAGGUGAUGUUUCAUAUAAAUUAACAGUUCAAGGACAAGGUCCAGUCAGGAUUGCAUACGAAUUGAAUACACGCAUUUACCUGAACGACGUCUAUAUUCUAAACGGAGGAAUACAGGAAAUAAAUGUCACAUUUUACAUAAGUGAUAGCUUUUAUGGAUACAGAACUAUUUAUUUCUAUAUAAUUGAUGAUGAAAAUCAUGAACGUUAUAUAAGAUCUGAGCUUGCUACACGUACAAAUUCAAAACCAAGUAUGCAAAUCAAUGGAAUUAGUAAUUAUAAAUUAGGACAAUCACCUAAAGUCACAAUAUAUAUAAAUGAUUAUGAUGAAAGUGACACUCUAGUUGUAUAUCAUGGCUAUGAAGUAAUUUAUCAAUGGAUUUCUACUGGCAGUAUUGGACAGAAUUUUGAUUAUUAUCUUCCUCCUUGCAAUUCAUUAGGCCAUCAAAGCGAGUUAUUUGAAAUAACUGAUGGAAGAACACAAGUAACCAAAACAUUUGAUGGCCUAAUGAAUCAGUGA
Messenger RNA from Trichomonas vaginalis G3, 1269 nucleotides. RefSeq lists its product as uncharacterized. The record is from RefSeq and is a predicted model, not a curated record. Lineage: Eukaryota; Parabasalia; Trichomonadida; Trichomonadidae. Bases 1 to 1269 code for a protein of 422 amino acids. The transcript has a single exon.